UACUGCCCGUUCCUAAUAAUAGGUAGUAGGCAAAGCCAUUAUUGAACCCCUGGGAGGUCAGACCAACGACGAGCUGCUAAUUCCGCCCCUUUUGACAGACUGCUCGUGGUUUCCGGUAUUCCCGCCAUAACACACCGUCUCCUGACCACCGACGGCCUCUUUCAACUUGAACCAGACCCAUACCUUCCGAUACCUGUUUGAUACUAUCUUGCGUCUUUCCAGCUUUUGGCAUCCAUUCCAGAGCAAUCCCGGCCUUUGUUCCUCUAGUGGCCAUCUCAGUUAAAUCAGCAAUCAUGGCGGACGAUGGUGCCUCUCCUCGUGAGCUUGUGGUGGAAGCCUGUCGACGGGACCAGCCUCAUCUGAUCGAACAAGUUCUUGACGGGUUGGAGGGGAAAUCGAACGAACAAGUGGCGGAGUUCUUCAACGGCGUGACGGACCCAUUAGGGAACCACGCCCUGCACAUCUGUGCGACAUACGGAAGCUACGACACCAUGGAUACUCUCUUCGACAUUCAGUACUUUGAAUGCGACCCCCUCACUCGCCUUGAUAAAGACACCCCUCUCCAUGCCGCCGUGCGCUUCGCCAACGAGAAGGACUCCGAACUAGGACUGGAAAUGAUCAAUAUGAUGUGCGAAGCCGGAUGCGACCCGCGGGUCCGAAACAAGCACGGACAGAAACCCGCCGACCUUGUGUACAACAACCAGGAGAUCAAGUCGGCCCUACAGCGGGCCGAAUACGUUCUCGCCGAGGGUCUGAGAGAAGAUGCGGACAACGGCUCUGCUAAUGGCAGUGCCAGCGACAGCGAGUAAACAACCGAACGCGGAGACCGUCGAUGUCAGUCAUCUCGUGUCGUCCGUCUGCUUCUUUGUCCUCUCCACCCCAUAGAUAUACGACCGUGAUGAAUGGCCAUUUUUCUUUUUCGUUUCUUCUCUUUCAUUAUACAUAACCUUCAAUGGUUUGGUUGAAACAUAUUUCGGGCGUUGAUGUUAUGUUGAUAUCAGGUGCGAGUUCCUGGCUGUAUUUACUGUAGCAUAGGCAAUUCAUCCUUGGCUGUAGAUUCUUGAAAUAGCUGUCAUAUCAUUUACUUUGCGUUGUAGACUUGGUUUUCAGUAGGAAAAUCCGGUCACGUUACUUGGAUAGGUAGUAAAUAUCCAUCUAUAUCUAUGGUCCUUAUUCGAGCAUGAAGAUAUAUUUCUUAUUGACGGCCCCGAAGAAAAAA
This is a messenger RNA of Aspergillus melleus, 1219 nucleotides long. Its product is annotated as ankyrin repeat-containing protein ANK1. The transcript has 4 exons. The record is from RefSeq and is a predicted model, not a curated record. Gene Ontology annotation, molecular function: protein binding. Lineage: Eukaryota; Fungi; Ascomycota; Eurotiomycetes; Eurotiales; Aspergillaceae. The coding region runs from base 294 to 809 and encodes 171 amino acids.